AUGAGGAUCACACCUCUCAAGAUGUUCGCCCGAUGGACGAAUCCGUGGUGGGAGCAGCAGCCUGUCACCCCUCGGAAAUACAACCACCUCCUCAUGCUCCUGGCGCUGUACUUUGAACAGCAGCUGAGCCAGCACCAGUCUUCCACCGUCGAUAGUCAGCAAAUACAAAGUCUGGUGGAAGCAAUCGCCAAACAAGCGGCUAAUCCACCACCACCCAAGGAACAAGCACAGGCAGCACCGCCUUUUCAUUUGGACCGCGGCGGGUUCCAGCCGCGCCUUCCGACUUCGCUGCCGCCCCCAGGGCAGCAGCAGCAGCCGUCGCCGCUACCACGCCGACAGCCCGUCCCGUUGAUGCCUCCCGCGCAGCUUCAUGCGGGAGCGCCCCGGGUGGUCGCUCCGGCGCCUGCGGUCCCUCUUCAGUCGCCACCGCCUUCGGAGCUGAUGGACGUCGACCCCUCAGCCGGGCCGACUUCCCAAGCGGUGGCUGUGCAGCCUGUACUGCAGCCGCUUUCCUUGGGCACCCCCAAGGAGUCUGACACCGCAGCGCCUUGUCCGGCGCCCACUCAGCAGCCGUCGACGCAGCGUCAGGAGACGCUGCCUCUCUUCGUGGGUCCCGACGCCCCGUCGCGUCCAGUACCAGAAGCUGCGCCCGUGGUCACAGGCGUGCACCCUGACCUCGGUUUUCAGUCGGUGUUUCCCGAGGCCCCGCGCAGCCAAUGCUGGGGUGCGGACCGGGGACUGCCACCGACAACAGUCUCCGCCCCGCGUCAAGCGGGGCUGGGCGCGGCUGACACGGCAAUUACAGCGGCGGCGGCGGCGGCGGCGGCGCAGGUGGCCGCGGGCCACGGCGCUCGUUAG
Molecule: messenger RNA, 858 nt
Organism: Schistocerca nitens (vagrant locust)
Lineage: Eukaryota; Metazoa; Arthropoda; Insecta; Orthoptera; Acrididae
Exons: 4
Coding region: 1-858 (285 amino acids)
Source: RefSeq, a predicted model, not a curated record